CCCCCCUACCCCGCAAUCCCCGCGUCUUCUCCGGCCGCCGCUGUCGCCCCCGACGCCGACGCCGCCAUCGCAAUGCCCCAGUUCGUGGAGAACUUCUGGGGGGAGAAGAACAAUGGAUUUGACAUCCUCUACCAUAACAUGAAGCACGGCCAGAUAUCCACCAAGGAGGUGGCCGACUUCAUCAGAGAAAGGAUGACGGUGGAAGAAGUUUAUGCCAAGUCGUUAACGAAGCUGGCCAAGACGGCCAGCAACAACUCGCAGCUGGGGACGUUUGCGCCCAUGUGGGAGGUGUUCCGCGCCUCGUCGGAGCGCCUCGCCUUGUGCCACCAGGAGCUGAGCCGCAAGCUCAUGGAGCUCAUCCGGGAGGUGCAGAAGUACGGCGACGAGCAGACCAAGCAGCACAAGAAGACGAAGGAGGAGGUGUCGGGGACCCUGGAGGCCGUGCAGGGCAUGCAGACCACCACACAGGCGCUGCUCAAAGCCAAGGAGGUCUACAACAGCAAACACCAGGAGACGGAGAGACUCAAGAAGGAGGGAAACCACAAAGAGUACGAGAAGGCCCAGGUGAAGUCACGCAAGGCGAUGGAGGCGUACAAGGUGUUCGUGGAUAAGUACGCCAACGUGCGCUCCGACUUUGAGCACAAGAUGACGGAAACGGCACAGAGGUUCCAGGAGAUUGAGGAGGCUCACCUGCAGAGCCUUCACGACUUCAUCAAGGCCUUUUCCCAGGCUGUGGAAGACACGCACACCCUCAUCGGGCAGGUGCACAUGGAGUUCAGGCAGCAGGUGCGGGACAUCACUGCGGAUAAUCUCAUCGAGAAAUACUCGGAGAGCAAGGGCACGGGCAAGGAGCGUCCAGCCACCUUGCAUCCCAUCCAUCAGGUUUUGGGAUCCUCAAAAAUGUUCAUGAUCCACCAACACAUUCCUCCAAAGGGCUGCUUUACAGGCCCCAUUGAGUUUGAAGAAUGCAACAGCACCAACUCGGCCAACAUGAUCGAGGGACUGAGGAAGAGAACGAGGAAAGCGUUUGGAAGAAGAAAGAAAGAGAAAGACACGGACUCCACGGAAUCGCCAGACGCAGACUCAGUUAACUCCCCGGAGGUGGACGAGGAAGGCUUCAGCGUUCGACCGGAGCCCAAUCAGAAUGAGCCGCGCGAGAACCACUUCUACUCGUCGAGCGACGACGACUCGGACGACGAGGACCGCAAGCGGUUCCACGUGGAGAUCAAACCGGUGCAGCCGCGCGACUCAAACCACAACCCGGCCGCGGCCAUCGAGCAGCUGAAGGCCUCCAUCGGCAACAUCAUGCUGUCUUCGCCCGCCACCGCGGGUCCUAUUAAAAGAAACUCGUCGACGGACGAGCUGUCAAGGCCGCGGCGUUCCACCCCGACACCCGACAACAUCAGCGGCAACUCCAAGACCAACAGCGAUCUGUUGGCCGCCCUGGACCCUCUGUACGGUGGCGCUGGCGAGUCAGACCCCACCUCUCCCGCCUCGCGGAGGCACAAAGGCAGUAGGGGUCGCGGCGCCACGGCCUCCGCCCCGCCGCUCACCGCCUCCUCGGCGCACACGUCCCCCGGCGGCGGCGGCGAACGCAGCACGCCUCGCUCCCCGGGCACGCGCAGCGAAAACGGCAGCGCGACCGCCGGCGCCGCCGCCGCCGAACCAGCGCAGCAGCACGACCACUGGGUGUCGUUCGACGACGACGACGGCGGCGGGGGAGGCGGCAACGUGGUUACCGGCGUGGCACCGCCGCCACCCCGCCCGACCGUCAGAGUCUACCUGGAGCGCCGGGGAUCGCUGCCGAGCUCGCUGGCCCCGGAGGAGGCCGCGGGCGGCCGCGCCGAGACGUCCCCGUCGCCGCCCGAGAGCCCGUCGCCGCGCCGCACGUCGCUGCCCGUGCACUGGGACUCGGACUCGCUCGCCGUCUACUGCUUCGGGCCGCUCUCCGAGCCCGGCUCGCCCGUCGGCGAAGCGGCCCGCUGCUCCACGCCGCCCGUGAGCCCCCCGCCGCCUCCGCCGCUGCCCCCCCGACCUCCCGCGCAGCGGCUGACGCCGACGCCGCCCUCGGCGGGGGCGCCGCCGUCCCCGCCGUCCCCGCCGUCCCCGCCCGUCGCCCCCGAGGAGGAGCCGGCGCCGCGGCCGCCGACGCCGCCGCCCUCCAGUCCCCCGCCGCUCCCGGCGACGAAGUCUUCGCCGGCGUCGCCGGCCGCUUGCGGGAGACGCUGCGCCACGCCGUCGGGCGGGACGCCGCCCCCGCUGCCCAGCACGGGCCCGCCCAGGACCCCGCCGCCGAGGCCGCCGUCGUCGUCCUCGGGGCAGCCCGGCACGCCGCCGCUACCGUCCUCGCCCGGGGCGGAGAAACUGCGGGCGAUGACGCAGCUGCCGCAGGCGCGGCAGGAGACGCCGCCAGAGGAACUCGGGGGCGGCUCUGAACUAGCGGCGACAGAAUUGUCCGACGUUGAGAGCGCCCUGUUGGAUGGAGCGGUGGAGGAGGGGUUACUCGACGGCGUUCAGCAGGCUGCGGGCACGGCCGGUGGGCGCGGGGCGGGCGACGCCGGGCCCUCUCCAGUUCACACCACCAAGAGCCCGCAGACGACGAACGGCGGAGGGGGGGGAGGGGGAGGGGGAGGGGGAGGAGGAGGAGGGGGGGGUACAUCGCUCAUCCCACCGCCCCGGCCCCCGUCACGGCCCAAACUCCUGCCCAGCAAACUCGGGGGCAUCGAGGAGAACCCGCGAGCGUUCAGCCCCCCGCUGGCCCCGCUGGCGCGCGCCGAGAGCUCCUCCUCCAUGUCGUCCUCCGCGUCCAUGAGCGCCGCCACGACGCCCACAUACGUGUGUAGCUUUUUCAACGGUGUCGCUGCAGUGCGGCGCGUGGGAGCGUCGCGGGGUCCCAGCCCGCUCACGCUGAGCGCUCACGACUCGGUGCCCAUCGCCGCCGCCUUCACGGAGUCCAUCAGCGCCUACUUCAAGGGCGCCGACCACAACAACUGCAUCGUGAAGGUGGUGGGCGAGAUGACGGUGUCGUUCCCGGCGGGCGUGGCGCGCGUCUUCGGGGGCAGCACCUCCCCGCCCGUGCUCAGCUUCCGCCUGCGGCACGCUCGCCGCCUCGAAGCCGUGAGGCCCAACGCCUCGCUGCUCUUCAGUGACCCCUCCCAGAGUGACCCCAACUGCAAGGACUUCUGGGUGAACAUGGCGGCUCUGACGACGCACCUCAAGAAGCUGUCGGAGCAGAACCCCACGGCGACGUACUACAACGUGGACGUGCUACGAUACGAGGUGAGUGUGUCGGGCGGUGCCCAGUCGGUGCCGCUGAGCCUGGUGGCGCGCUGGAAGUGUGAGCCGACGGCCACCGAGGUGCAGGUCGACUACCGCUUCAACAGCGCUGCCAUGGCCGCGCCGGUGCCGCUCACCAGCGUGCAGGUCAUCAUCCCCGUGGACGGCGGCGUGCUCGGCAUGCAGGCCCAGCCGCCCGCCAUCUGGAACGCUGAGCAAAGCAGGGCACUUUGGAAAAUACCAGAAAUAUCUGACAAGUCAGAUGGGGCGGGCUGCGGCUCACUGCGAGCACACCUGGACGUGUCGGCGGGACCCAGCUCCCCGUCCACGCUCGCCGUGCAGUUUGGCUGCGAGGGAGCUUCCCUCUCGGGCCUGCAGCUCGAACUCGUGGGCCCCGGCUACCGCCUCUCGCUGCUCAAGAAGAGGAUGACCACUGGUAAGUACUUGGUGGACUGCUGACCCACCGACAGCGCCGCCCCUCCUGCGCCAGCCGGACCUCCCUCCCCGCACGCGUCGCUCGCCUCCGCCGCCACUAACGGUUGUGGCGCGCCCGUGAGCGUUGGCACUGCGGUCGACGCUGCCGAGGGCUGGAGCCAGGAGGGAUCGUCAGUCGAGGCCACAGAGCCGGCGAGCGUGGAGGCCGGAAGAUUCUCGCGAAUCUCCCGACGCGAGCCGCAAGCCUCUUCCAGCCUCGCCGGUGCCGGGUGCUCCCGACUGGAUUGGCGUCCGUCUGUCCGUCCGUGCGUCUGCGAGUCCGCUGGUUUCGGCCGAACGCACGGUGGUGAUGGAGGCUGCCCCCCCCCCACUCCCUGACCCUAAAUGUUGCCAGCUCCUGCAGGUGCCCCCCGACCCCCCACUCCACACCAUCACCCGCAGCACCCCCCCCCCCAAGGUGCCACCACAGCUCCCAACGUCGCCAGUUCUCUCCCACGUCGCCGGUACACGCGGCGUGGCCGUUGUGUGUCUCUACGGACCUGCCUGCCGGUCCUCCCAUGGACAAGCCAUUAAGCAAGAACUUUGCACUUUACAUUGUAUACCCUUGUUAAGUUUUUUUGUUUCGUUAUAGGGGGGAGGAAUUACUUCAUGGUGUUAACGUUGGUAUCGUUGUUAUUGUAAUGUUUUAUAUAUACAGUGUUGUUUCUUUUCUCCUCUGGCCCGGCUUCCCCUCGCCGUCGAGUGCGCGCGGUGACUGUGCGAUGCCACGUGCGUGAGACACGCGCACGGCUGGCACACCGGCUGUGUUUGGCGUCGGCUACUGCCGCCAUUGUAUUCUCGUCGACAGCGGCGGGGGGGGGGGGCAGUGCCAUCGUUGCGCAACGCCGCUGCCCCCCUGCCCAUCGUUCGAUGCUGCGAUCACUAAUCGUCCCAGUGGCGUCGAUAUAAAUAUUUACACACACAUGCAGACACGCAUACGUGGGUUUAUGUUGAUUCUCUCUCUCUCUCUUCAAGAUCCUUGAUUUUGUCUUCGUUCUGGUUGUUGUUGUUGUUGUAAUUUUGAUUCGUUUGCUACUGUCUGCUUGGCAGGGUUCGCGUGCCUCUGGGCGCGUGUCUUUGUGUGUGCGUGCGUCUUUGUGUGCGUGUGCGUCUUUGUGUGUGUGUGCGUCUUUGUGUGUGUGUGCGUGCGUCUUUGUGCGUGUGUGCGUCUUUGUGUGUGUGUGCGUGCGUCUUUGUCCGUGUGUGUGCGUGUACAUGCGUGUGUGUCCGUGUGUGUCCGUGUGCAUGCGUGCGUGUGUACGUGCGUGUGUACGUGUGUGUGUACGUGUGUGCGUGUACAUGCGUGUGUGUACGUGUGUGCGUGUACAUGCGUGUGUGUACGUGCGUGUGUGUACGUGUGUGCGUGUACGUGCGUGUGUGUACGUGUGUGCGUGUACAUGCGUGUGUGUACGUGUGUGCGUGUACAUGCGCGUGUGUGCGUGUGUGCGUGUACAUGCGCGUGUGUGAGUGUGUGCGUGUACAUGCGCGCGUGCACAUAUGCGCGCGUGUGUGUGACCCUGCAAUACCGCGACGCAUCUGCCAGAGGCUCUAAGCUGCUCCUCUGGAGGGGAUGAUGAUGAUGAUGUUUGACUGCUGCUGCUGCUGUGCGUGUGUGUGCUCGUGUCUAGUCGAGAACGCUGUAGGUUUCUCACUCAUUUUAAAUGUUAGACCUGCCUUACGUGGUGGCGAGUUAAAACAAAACAAAAAAAAGACACGAUAUAUUCUAAUGUAAAUAGUCGGUGAUUUGUUCCUGAGCACCUAUAUGAUAAUGAUGAUGAUGGUAGUCGUAAUACAGACAACAGAAAUUGUACAUUUAUAGAGAUUCAGUCACUCUUAAGAAUAUUUUUUUUUAAUGUGUUGCACUUGUAAUAAAAUUUAAGAAAAUGUAUAUUCUAGAGCGGGGGAGGGACGGAUCGUGUGCUGUACGUACACCGAGGGGGGUUUUCUGUUCGGUAACAAAACAAAAAAAAUUAACAAAUCGGAAAAAUUACAAAUUCCCGUUGGGUUAUAAAAAUGAAAUAACGGUGAUUUUUUUAUUUACCUUUUGUUUCUUCUUAACUUCCGCCUCUGUCAUGUCCUCUCUGUGCGGUGCUAACACACCGAGAGAUGCCGUGUAUAUACCGCCAACGUAACCGUCCAUGUAGAAGUUACCGUUACCGCUUUCACUUGUAUAUGCCAAACAGAUCCGUUCGCAUAUAAAGACAUCUAUUGAUGGA
Molecule: messenger RNA, 5966 nt
Organism: Lethenteron reissneri (Far Eastern brook lamprey)
Lineage: Eukaryota; Metazoa; Chordata; Hyperoartia; Petromyzontiformes; Petromyzontidae
Product: F-BAR domain only protein 2-like
Biological process (GO): clathrin coat assembly; clathrin-dependent endocytosis
Cellular component (GO): clathrin-coated vesicle; clathrin-coated pit; plasma membrane
Source: RefSeq, a predicted model, not a curated record